Molecule: messenger RNA, 1034 nt
Organism: Hevea brasiliensis (rubber tree)
Lineage: Eukaryota; Viridiplantae; Streptophyta; Magnoliopsida; Malpighiales; Euphorbiaceae
Product: transcription factor bHLH30
Exons: 2
Coding region: 105-836 (243 amino acids)
Biological process (GO): regulation of DNA-templated transcription
Molecular function (GO): DNA-binding transcription factor activity; protein dimerization activity
Source: RefSeq, a predicted model, not a curated record
UCUUCUUCUUCUUCUUCUUUCCGUGGUCUGCACUUUGCCUCUGGCACGUUCUCCCCUUUGCUUGCCACAAUAUCUCUCCUUUUCUUUUCACCUAACGAAUACAGAUGCUGCCUUUUCAAAGCUGCUAUGGGUUCGUUCGUCAUGAUCCAAGCCUGGUCAACGUAAUGGACUUGGACGCCGGAGAAUCGAUCCUCAGCUCCUCGUCGAGAUCGCAAAAGAAAUCAACAGAUGCAUGCAAGAGCCAUAAGGAAGCUGAGAGGAGACGCAGACAGCGUAUCAACGCCCACCUCUCUACUCUCCGUACUCUCCUGCCCAGCACCACUAAGACAGACAAGGCCUCGUUGCUAGCGGAGGUGGUGCAUCACGUGAAGGAGCUAAGAAGGCAAGCCGCUCACUUGGCGCGUCAUCAGGAUAGCGACAGUUGCUGUAGCAUCAGCAGCAGCGGAGGAGGAGCAGAGCCUGAGCAGAACUGUGCGUUUCCUGGAGAAUCAGAUGAGGCGACUUUGAGUUAUUGUGAUGGUGACGCGAAGACGAUAAGGUUGAGCAUUUGUUGUGAGGACAGACCUGGGUUGAACCGGGAUUUAUCUCAGGCGAUCCGGUUGGUUCGAGCCAGGGCGGUCCGAGCUGAGAUGAUGACGGUUGGAGGACGGACUAAAAGUGUGGUAGUGCUGCAAUGGGCUAAUGGCGGUGGUGGAGAUGAGGAGGUGGGAAUUCUGAGAAGAGCAUUGAAGGCCGUUGUGGAAAAUCGGGUCUCGGGUUCUGGACUGGGCCAUGUGGUCCAUGGGAAUAAACGGGUUCGAGGUUAUGGUUGGGUUAACGGUGAUGAUCAGUUUUGAAUGAAAAGUGACGAAUUGAUCUGAAAAAUUUUGUAUAUUUUAAUAUUUGUUUAGUGGGAGUUGGUCAUAGUUGGUCCACCAAAUGUUAUAGUAGCAAAACUCUUCAAUUUCCUAUCCAUGCCACCUCAUUCCAAGAAACGAAAUUUCCAUACAAAAGCGAAAUGGAAUGGAAUAAAGUCCGAUUUCCUUUUAAUUUAA